GAGGUAAUACAGGAGACAGCAACAUGGGAGGGGGCAAUACAGGAGGAAGCAACACGGGAGACUCUAACAUGGGAGGAGACAACACGGGAGGGAACAACGCGGGAGGGGGCAACGCAGGAGAUGGUAAUAUUGGAUGGGGUAAUACGAGCGGAGGCAGUACGGGAGAGGGGAAUACAGGCGGGAGCAGCACUGGAGAUGGCAACACGGGAGGGGGCAAUACGGAAGAUGGCAAUACUGAAGGGGAUAACACAGGCGGGAGCAACACUGGAGAUGGCAACACGGGAGGGGGCAACAUAGGAGAUGACAAUACUGGAGGGGACAACCUAGGUGGGACCAACACCGGAGGUAGCAAUACUGGAGGAGACAACACAGGCGGGGUUAAUACGGGAGAUGGCAAUACUGGAGGGGACAAUACGGGAGAUAGCAGUGUUGGAGGGGGCAAUACUGGAGAUGGCAAUGCUGGAGGGGGUAAUAUAGGAGGGGGAAACACAGGAGAAGGGACCACAGAAGGUAACACGAGAGGGGGAAAUACAGGAGGGGACAACAAUGAAGGGAGCAAUACGGGAGGGGACAAUAUGGGGAAUGGCAACACAGGAGGAGGGAAUACAAGAGGAGCAAUCGGGAACGGAAGUUCUGGAGAGAACGAAGGAAGUGUGACGGACUCUCCCUCUGACUUGACAACAGAGAGGGUUGGAGCAGCUACGGAUGAAGAGAGUGGUGGAAUGACACUUGGGUUAAUAAUUCUAUGUGUGUGUAUCGGCAUUGGAAUAUUGCUGCUUGUGGUGAUCAUUCUUGCUGUGUACUGCAGACGCAAAAAGACAAAGACUGAAAAAACGCAGACAAGCAUCAGGAAAAAUAUAGAGGUCACUGGCUCAGCUGGGGCAGAUUCAUAUAACAGAGGAAUAGGACAUCAAGAUUUUGUUGAUUUGGAAGCAAAUAAAAUCUCACAACACCCUCCUGCUUCAGACAAAUCAUUCCAAACAGAUCUAUCAACUAGCAGUUAUGACGAAAUUAUUAUUCAGUCUCGCUCUAAUGAUGAAGACAUUGCUGCUCUUUAUGCUAAACCUAUGAAAAAUGAGAAGAGCAUUCAAGCAAGUGGCAGCGGUGUGAAACCACCAAUUAUAACCAAGGAAGCUAUAUACGAUGAUCCCAUAGCAGCUGGACCAAAACUUCGAAAACAAAGUACACGAUCUUCUCAAGGACCACGCAAUAGACGAAGAUCGACAUUACGCGAACAAAAUAGAAUGCGCAGAGCUGCUAGUGAAGAUGCUUUGGAUGACUUGAGACGCAAACAAUAUAAUCUUGACAGUGAUUCUAGUACAUCAGAGCCAGAACUAGAAAUGGUUAGGAGAAGCUCUCUUGCUUCACUCUCUGGCUUAGAUGAGGUCACUAUGCGACCUGAAACAGCCACAGAUCUUACUGACGUCACUGAUUCGGGAGGUGAUACAGACAUUGAUUGGGAAAACCAUUCUGCCAUAUCUAUUUAACAACGUCAAUAACAUACUUUCCUGUAGAUAUUAGUUUAAACGAAAAUAGUGCUUAGAUGAUGAUUAGUUCUACAUGGUUUUUCAUGAGUGCUUGAAAUAUACAUUUCCACACAUAGUCAAUCAUGUCCAUUGUGCCUAGAAUAUCUAGGCAUGCCACGUGACCUACUUGACAUUUUUUAAAUUCUAUCUUAACACUCUUUCGCUAUGUGCGUAAAUGAAUUAAGGCUAGCUUCAAUGGUUCUCGUGCAAUAAAUAACCCACAAAUUAUUGACUCCUAUGCUUAAAUCCUUUAGCCAUAACAUUUCAAAACAGAAUAGAGAAAAGUCAUGAUCAGUUAACAGUUCUUGUUUCCUUGGCUUAAAAAUGUAGUAAUCAUUAAUGGUAUAGAAAGACAAGGCUGUUUAUACCCGAGUUCUUUAGCUUGAUGACAGCUAAAUGUGCUCGCCAUUGACUAUAUGUGAUUGUGAUAUCUAUCUUAUCAUUGUAUUCUAAAAAGAUUUGAAAAGUGAUGUCAUAUCAUAGACUCGCUGAUUAAAAGGAUAUUUUUUGUAUUUAUUAUGCAUGUGACUUAUCUUAGUUUAAAGUCUUGAUCUAACAAGGGCGACCAUUAUGUUUGACCCAUGUGAGUACGUUUUUAAACCUUUCCAAAAUAAAAAGAAUGGCGCUGUCUUAAAACACAUUUCUAAGAGACCUAUACCUUGGACUAUGAUUAGAGAGCCACACUUACUACAAAUUGCAUAAAGAUUUACCCAAAUUACGAAUCUAUUAAAAGUGCUAUCUCACCUAACCUCACCAUAGUCACGCGGUUAUGAAAUGUCAACUUUCAACAUCAUCAUAGUAUUUCAAAUGAAAUAUGAGUGAAAAGGACCUUUCCUUUUCACAAAAAUGUAAUUCUGGUGUAAAUUUUGAAGUUUGGCCAAGGUUGGUCAAACUUAUGUGUCUGGUAUCUACUCAAAUUUGAUUGGUUAAAAACACAAGAUUUUAUUUGAGUUGAGUGGAAAUCUUCUGGCUCCAAUUGGUGGUUAAUGAUAGAACGUUUGGCUAUCUCGCCCCUGCCUCGCAUAACCAUAUGAAGUAUAUUUAUUUCAUAUUUCGUGAACUCAUAUAAUAUUCUUAUGCAGAAAAUG
Molecule: messenger RNA, 2614 nt
Organism: Owenia fusiformis
Lineage: Eukaryota; Metazoa; Annelida; Polychaeta; Sabellida; Oweniidae
Source: the annotation of a GenBank genome assembly